Molecule: messenger RNA, 481 nt
Organism: Aspergillus heteromorphus CBS 117.55
Lineage: Eukaryota; Fungi; Ascomycota; Eurotiomycetes; Eurotiales; Aspergillaceae
Exons: 2
Coding region: 92-376 (94 amino acids)
Source: RefSeq, a predicted model, not a curated record
AACCAAAGACGCAAAGAAAACAAACUCAUCCAUCCAUUCCAACACUCACUCAAACCUCAAACAAACCAGCAAACAAACCAGCAAACAAACCAUGCCUCUCCUCACCCCCCUCAACACCCUCUACAAGGCCCUCAAGCCCAGUCCCAAGUCCAAUCCCAAGCAAAACACCACCACCGAAGACACCAAACCCUUCGCCUCGCACCUCGAAAGCGACACCUGCUCCAUCCUCAGCAACGCAACCACAGUGACCGUGACCCCUACUCCUCGGGGGAACGCCCCAUCAGAAAAACCUCGCCCUCGCCCUCGCUACGAGCCCGAUAGCAUGGACUAUGGAUCUAGCCGAUACAUGUCGCGGGGUAUGUCGACUCGGGCGUGAUGCGCGGGUGUUGAGUGUUGCUCCUCCUGUAGAGCUGCGGGAGUGGUGUUUAUGAUGAAAAUGGUGUUUUGGGAUAGAGUUUUUUUUUUUUUUUUUUUUUUAUGG